Molecule: messenger RNA, 786 nt
Organism: Solenopsis invicta (red fire ant)
Lineage: Eukaryota; Metazoa; Arthropoda; Insecta; Hymenoptera; Formicidae
Exons: 1
Coding region: 32-751 (239 amino acids)
Source: RefSeq, a predicted model, not a curated record
GAUAAGAGACUGCAACGACCUACUUCCAACGAUGUACAAACUACACGGUGCGUGGUUCAGGCUCACGCCAAAACCGAUAGAGGUACUUGCGCCACCCAUCAUACAACCACUCACUCAUCCCACCUGGCAUUACGCCAGCCCGUCCUCCUUGGCGACCAGUGGAAUCUACAGUGACGAGGACCUAGAUAGGCUCAGAGCGCAUAUAAUGUUCCCUGUGGAGAAGCCGUCUAUGUUAAACACCAUCGCUCGGGGAGCACUAGGCGAGACGAUCCCAUCUGGGAGCGUAUCAAUGUACAACCUAUUGGACGAAGACUCACUAAAUCGAAUUGCAGAAUCUGCCGGAGAAAGAGUCUGGCACGGAUUCGUUACGUUUGGGUCUGCGAGCGCAGGAAUACUCGCCAUCUUCAUCAUUGCACGCAUAGUCAAACUCAUAAUAGACACUAUAAUUCACGACUACGCGUUGCAUUCAAUCUAUGGUUGGAGCAUGCACCUCCUCGGCGCUAUAUGGAGCUCGGUAACUCACCUGCUGAUACAUUUGGGCGGAAGGAAGAAUCAAGCAUCAGCAACCACGCCUGAGGCUCGUCCAACACCUGAAGAUGCCCCGUCCCUGACCCUUUCAAUGUCCGAAGCUCGACUUCCGAAACCCCAAGGUGAGUGUGCAAAAAGUGAAAGACUAAAGCCAACCUAUACCUACGCCGAGUUACGAAAAUACGUGGAAAACAAUUGCCACGGAACGAAUGAGUCAGUGUAAAAAUGUCAGCAUACGCUAACAUUUAAAUAUAAGGG